This is a messenger RNA of Vidua chalybeata, 1445 nucleotides long. RefSeq names its product deoxyribonuclease-1-like. The transcript is spliced from 10 exons. Gene Ontology annotation, cellular component: nucleus. Gene Ontology annotation, biological process: DNA catabolic process. Gene Ontology annotation, molecular function: DNA nuclease activity. The coding region runs from base 412 to 1266 and encodes 284 amino acids. Lineage: Eukaryota; Metazoa; Chordata; Aves; Passeriformes; Viduidae. The record is from RefSeq and is a predicted model, not a curated record.
CUCUGCAGGGUGCCUGGCUCCAGGGGAGAGGCUGCCAGGCCCUCCAGCCCCUGAGAAUCACUGCACCCUGCAGGGGCUCUCCUGGGAAGCACGGCAGCUGCCUCUGGAGGCAGGGACAUCAGCCAAGGCCGCUGGGACAGCGCUGUGUGAGCUGUGCGAGUGGCUGGGGUGGAGGGUUGCCACCCCCCAGCACUGCAUGGCCCUCCCAGGGACAGGCCCUGAGCCAGACCUUUGCUUCCGUGGAAAAUGCCAUAUGGAGCCUGCGGCCUCACAUGAUCCUUGGCUGGGCAACCACCUGGCAAGGAGAGAGUGUCCCUCUCCAUAAAUGCAGGUGCAGAUCCUUCCCCUUCCAGAGUCCUUGGACGACAUCAAAGCCAGGUGGGCUGAGCCCCUCCUGCACCUCUGCACAGGAUGGCAACCUCAAGGCUGGUGUUGUCGCUGCUGGUCGCAGCUCUCCUGCUCCAUGUGGCCACCACACUGAAGAUUGGUGCCUUCAACAUCAAAGCCUUUGGGGACACCAAGAUGUCCAACCAGACCAUCGCAAAUAUCAUCGUCUCUGUCCUGUCGGAGUACGACGUCGUUCUGGUGCAGGAGGUCCGGGAUGCCGACCUGAGUGCCGUGAAUGACCUCAUGGACCAGCUCAACAGUGCUGGGAAGCACCCAUAUAGCUCUUUGGUCAGCGUCCCCCUGGGUCGGACCAGCUACAAGGAGCAGUACCUCUUCAUCUACAGGUCAGACGUGGUCUCCGUGCUGGGAAGCUACUACUACGAUGAUGGCUGUGAACCCUGUGGGAACGACUCCUUCAGCAGGGAGCCCUUCAUUGUGAAGUUCUCCUCACCCACCACGCAGGUACAGGAGUUCGUGUUGGUGCCUCUGCAUUCUGAGCCCAGCCACGCAGCACAGGAGAUCGAUGCGCUCUACAAUGUCUACACCGAUGUCAUCAACAAGUGGGGGACUGAAGACAUGAUCUUCCUGGGUGAUUUCAACGCUGACUGCUCCUACGUGACCAGCUCCCAGUGGCCGUCCAUCCGCCUGCGCUCCCUGCGUGCCUGCGAGUGGCUGAUCCCCGACAGUGCCGACACCACCGUGGCCGACACCGACUGCGCCUACGACCGCAUCGUCACCUGCGGCACCGCGCUGCGCCAAGACAUUGAACCUGGCUCUGCCACCGUCAACAACUUCCAGAAGAAAUUCCACCUCCAGAUCAAGGAUGCGUUGGCUGUCAGUGACCAUUUCCCAGUGGAGGUGACCCUGAAAGCCUACUGAGCCUGUCCCCACACCAGUGGCCACCAGGACACCUCAGCACACACCUGCAUCCCUCGUGGGAGCCCACGCGCCACGUGCCAGCCAAGCUGCCCACUGUCUCUACAAGGAGUCCUUGGGCUCUUGUGGAAGUAUUUUGCUUUCUGCUUCUAUUAAAAAUGAGCCUUUUCCUGCCUCUGCAA